AUGUCCAAUGGAGGUUGUAUCGGAAAAAUUGGAAUCAAAAUGAUGGCUGGUACCAGUGCCAUACAACAGCGCAUCAUAUCAGUUGUCGCGUUGGAUCAUCACGAGGUGGGACCAUCGCAAACAAUGGCCCAUGCGCCAGCACUCAUGUUUGUAGGGAGUGCCGGUGUGCCGAAAGACGGCUUCGAAAAAGUUGCUGUUGGAGGUGGAGGAGGAAGUGGACUCUGGAGCCUGCCUGUCUGGUAG
Puccinia graminis f. sp. tritici CRL 75-36-700-3 is the source of this 243-nucleotide messenger RNA. RefSeq lists its product as uncharacterized. The transcript has 4 exons. Lineage: Eukaryota; Fungi; Basidiomycota; Pucciniomycetes; Pucciniales; Pucciniaceae. The record is from RefSeq and is a predicted model, not a curated record. Bases 1 to 243 code for a protein of 80 amino acids.